AUGGCAUCCAAGGGAAUUCUGAUCGCCAUUGACAGAGGGGGCACUUUCACAGACGCCUGGGCUCAAAUACCUGGCCGCGAGGAAAAUGUCAUUCUCAAAGUACUAUCUGAGUCUCCCGACGAGUACAGCGACGCACCAACGGAAUGUAUACGACAGGUUCUGGAAAUCGCAACAGGAGCCAGCAUCCCCCGCGGGACUCUGCUAGACCUGGAAUGCGUCGAAUCAAUUCGCAUGGGCACCACAGUUGCCACAAAUGCACUUCUGGAGAGGAAGGGCGAGAGAGUCGCCUUCAUCACCACCAAGGGCUUCCGGGAAGCUCUCAAAAUUGGAAAUCAGGCCCGCCCAGACCUAUUCGAUCUCACCGUGAAACGUUUGGACAAGUUAUACGAAACCGUUAUCGAGGUAGAUGAGCGUGUGACCAUCGAAGGAUGGGGCGAAAAUCCAGAACCAACUAUCAUCGACAUUAGUGCCGAUGUUGACCUGCGGGAAGGUAUCACAGGGGAGGCCGUGAGGAUUCUCAAAGGCCCAAACCUCGAUGCAGUCCGUCUCGAUCUGAAGCGUCUCUGGGACCAGGGAUUCCGUGAUGUUGCGGUUGCCCUCAUGCAUUCAUACAUGUUCCCCGAUCACGAACUUGCCGUCGCAGAUCUCGCCAAAGGAAUGGGCUUCAACGUUGCUGUGUCCUCCAAACUUUCAUCCAUGGCAAAGCUGAUCCCGCGGAGUCAGUCGGCUGUCGCUGAUGCUUACCUUACGCCUGUCACGACACGUUAUCUCGAGAGUUUCCGAAAAGGCUUCAAGGGCCUGCUCGAAGACAAAAACGGAAACAAACUAUUCCUCAAUCAGUCAGACGGCGGUCUGACUAACUUCAAAAAUUUUGCUGGCCUGCGCGGUGUCCUCAGUGGACCCGCUGGCGGUGUCGUCGGCGUCUCAAGGACUUGCUAUGACCCCAGUGACGCAACACCAUUGCUCGGAUUUGACAUGGGUGGCACUAGUACGGACGUGGCCCGAUACUCAGGCGAGCUUGAACAUGUGUUCGAGAGCACACUCGCGGAGAUUUCUAUCCAGACACCCCAGCUCGAUAUCAAUACUGUCGCUGCAGGUGGUGGUUCCAUUUUGUCCUGGGAGAAUGGUCUCUUCAAGGUCGGCCCGGAGAGCGCUGGUGCCAACCCUGGGCCAGCCUGCUAUGGAAAGGGAGGACCUUUGACUGUGACAGAUGCCAACCUCUUCCUCGGUCGGAUUAUCAAGGAAUCAUUCCCCAAGCCUCUCAACACGGACAUAGUCACUACUAUGUUCCUGGAUGUAACGGCCACCAUCAACGAGGAAAAAGAUGGCGACUCUCUCCUAACACCGGAGGAGGUGGCUUGUGGCUUUUUGUCCAUCGCGAAUGCAACUAUGACACGACCAAUCCGGACUCUAAGUGAAGGACGUGGCUAUGAGACUGCCAACCACAACCUGGCUUGCUUCGGUGGUGCUGGUGGCCAACACGCAGUCUUCGUGGCCCGAGAUCUCGGUAUUCGUCGCGCCAUCAUUCCGCGGUACUCCAGCAUCCUCUCUGCAUACGGUAUGGCUCUUGCCGACGUGACUGUCGAAAACCAAGAGCCCGAGUCCCUGAUUUACCACCCUGAUAUUAUGCCAAGGGUAGAGUCUCGCUUCAAGAAGCUUCGGUCACAAGGCGAGCAAGGCCUAGCUGCCCAAGGUUUCGGCCUGGAGUCCAUUGAGCAUGAGAUGUAUCUAAACAUGCGGUACCGGGGAAGUGACACGAUGUUGAUGAUCCGACAACCAGAUGAUCUUGCAGAAUUUGGAGCAGCAUUUACCCGUCGACACGAGCAGGAAUUUGGCUUCUCCCAGCAGCGCGAUAUCCUGGUCGAUGACGUCCGUGUUCGCAGUGUUGGCAAGGCUAAAGACGUCCACACCUCAAACCCUUUCGCUGAGCUCCUGAAGCUCGAGUCGUUGUCUUCCCCUGAGUUUAGCGAGCAGUCCAUUUCAAAGGUCUAUUUCGAGAACGAGGGGUGGGUCGAUACUCCCAUGUAUGACCUUACCCAGCUGCCGACCGGUGCUCGGGUCCAUGGCCCAGCCAUGAUCAUCGACAAGACUCAGACAAUUGUGGUCGACAGCAACAGCAAGGCUAUCAAGCUCCCCGAGCACAUCAUUCUCGAGAUCACUGAUAGCGAGCGUAAGCCUGCUAGUACGGAGGCCAUCGAUCCAAUUCUUCUCAGCGUCUUUAGCCAUCGGCUGAUGAGUGUGGCCGAGCAAAUGGGCAACGCAAUGCAAAAGACAUCCAUCUCGGUAAAUAUCAAGGAGCGACUUGACUACUCUUGUGCCGUCUUCAGUGCCAGUGGAGGUCUUGUCGCCAACGCACCUCAUAUCCCGGGUCAUCUCGGAUCCAUGGCCUCGGCAAUCGCAUACCAAGCCAAGCGGUACAAGCCAGGCGAGCUCAAGCCUGGUGAUGUGAUCCUGAGUAACCAUCCGAUAGCGGGUGGAACUCAUCUGCCGGAUAUCACUUGCAUCACGCCCGUGUUUGACAACGACGAAAACCCGACAAAGAUUCUCUUCUAUGUGGGCAAUCGUGGCCAUCAUGCUGACAUCGGCGGUAUCAUCCCCGGGUCAAUGCCGCCCAACUCGACGGAGUUAUGGCAGGAGGGAGCGUCGUUCGAGUCGUUCAAGAUGAUCAAAGAGGGUGUUUUUGAUGAGGAAGGGCUGAUCGACAUAUUGUACAACGAGCCCGCUAAGUAUCCCGGCUGCAGCGGCACACGUACCCUCAAAGACAAUAUCGCCGACCUGAAGGCCGCUGUGGCGUCCAAUCAGAGGGGCAUUCAACUCAUUCGCUCACUUGUUAAUGAGUAUACUUGGCCUGUCGUCGAGUUUUAUAUGAAUGCGAUUCAAGAAAACGCUUCUCAGUCGGUGCGGGAGCUGCUCAAGGUCUUCUCGGAACGGUUUGAGGGUGCCGACCUUGAGGCCAUCGACUACACCGACGACGGUACGCCAUUGGUACUGCGUAUUUCCAUCAAUUCGGAGACCGGAGAGGCCAUUUUCGAUUUUACAGGCACCGGACCUGAGCACCACGGUAAUCUCAACUGCCCGCCAGCCUGCAUGUACUCUGCCAUUCUUUACUGCCUCCGUUGCAUGAUCUCCUCCGACAUACCACUCAACCAGGGCUGUCUGCAACCCAUCAAUAUUGUCUGCCCGAAGGGCACACUCCUGACACCAUCCUUCACAGCAGCAACAGUCGGGUCGACAGGCGAGACGACAAACCGCGUCAUCGACCUCAUCUUCAAGGCGUUCCACACAGCCGCUGCAUCGCAGGGAACAUGUAACAACCUGACCUUCGGGUACGGAGGCAAAGAUGCCGUGACCGGCGAGAUUCUCAAGGGAUUCGGAUACUAUGAGACGAUUGCCGGAGGAGCGGGAGCCGGCGCCGACUGGGAAGGCGAGAGUGGUGUGCACACAGGUGUGACAAAUACCCGCAUUGGUGACCCCGAGAUUUUCGAGAGACAGUAUCCAGUGAUCCUUCGAGAAUUCUCCAUUCGGAAGGGCAGUGGUGGAGCCGGGUUGCAUCGUGGAGGUGAUGGCUGCGUUCGCGACAUUGAGUUCCGCAUCCCCGUCCAGGUCUCGAUUCUCUCAGAAAGACGUGUCAAUGCACCAUAUGGCCUUGCUGGUGGGUGUGAAGGCAUGCGCGGUGUUAAUAUAUGGGUCAGACAUGAUCCUAUCACUGGGGAGGUGCGCCAUGUUGGCAUGAGCGGCAAAUCAUCGGCUGAUAUGCGUGCGGGAGAUCGCAUCAUUGUCAACACCCCUGGUGGUGGUGGUUAUGGCAGAGACCCCAUGAUGAGGGAACCGAAGAAACCGAAGGGGGAGUUCAGAGCGCACGAGAACUUCCUCAGGAAUCCGGCUUUGUUUAGGGCAUCAGGAAGUCUCGCGAAUAGGCAGGCGCUCGCCGCAUCCAAUUAG
This is a messenger RNA of Penicillium roqueforti, 3942 nucleotides long. RefSeq lists its product as uncharacterized. The record is from RefSeq and is a predicted model, not a curated record. Gene Ontology annotation, cellular component: cytosol. NCBI's taxonomy places the organism in Eukaryota, Fungi, Ascomycota, Eurotiomycetes, Eurotiales, Aspergillaceae. Gene Ontology annotation, biological process: glutathione metabolic process. The coding region runs from base 1 to 3942 and encodes 1313 amino acids. The transcript has 3 exons. Gene Ontology annotation, molecular function: 5-oxoprolinase (ATP-hydrolyzing) activity.